AAUGGUAAGAUGGCCCAUUAGCUCAGUUGGUUAGAGCGUCGUGCUAAUAACGCGAAGGUCGUGGGUUCGAUCCCCCCAUGGGCCACACUCUUUUUGCUUUUUUCACGUUAAUAGCCACUACUCUUUUGCUCCGUCAGACACAGAAAUAUUGCCUUUUAGACCCUAAAAUGUUUUUCUCAAUCAAAAAUUGAAAAUAUCUUCUCAAAUCGUAUAGAAAUCAAUUUAAAAAUCUCAUGUUAACAAUUAUAUUUAUGAAUUUGUACGAAAUGUCACGUUUUUCCUCAUUGCUCCAGUUGGUGGCGCUGCGGACGCCAUGCGGGACUAUCCCCUCUCCUUUCUCCAAUACUCCAGUUUAGUUCAAUUUCUGUAGCGCAAAUUGUCGGACUGAAGAGGCUCUGCUUUUGAUAAUCUAAUUUGCUGAACAAAGUGAUCCAUUGGAAAAACAGUGCGGCUCAAUUGAUAGUCCAGCACGUGCACUUUGAGAUAGUGGAGAGUGUGACGAACUGCAUGAGCAUGGAAGAUGACUAUCAGGUCAAGAGAUUCGCCUUUGACUACGAUAUGGAAGUCGACCAAUACACACCAAAGAUAGGCAGCACUGAUUCAUCGAAUUUGCCUAUCGGUGCCGGUCAUACGAACAAGCAAGAUGGUAUUCAUGGAAAUCUGCCCAACGAGAUAUCAGCUCCCUACGAAGUGCCCCAGUUUCCCAUUGAGCAGAUUGAGAAGAAGCUGCAAAUUCAGCGGCAUAUCAAUGUUAUGGCCAUGGAGGACAAGCACGGAGUACCAACAGAGGUCACAACGAAGUCUGAGGAAACGGUCACGGACAGUGCGGCGGAUCUAGUGCCCAAUUUCCAGCGGGUUUCAAUUUCUGGAGAGGACACCAGCGGAGUGCCGCUGGAGGAUCUUGAGCACGCGUCGAAGCUUAUUGUGGAGGCUAUCAAUAUGAGGCAGAAGUACAUGGAUUGGUCCAAUCAAUCGUUCCCAGUGACGCUAUCGCGCUAUGUGGAGGCCAAGGGACACAUUGUGCUCCAUGAGGAGAAGAUGACCAUCGCAGUUCAUCAGAACCAUCAAGAAGAGUCAACAGAUCAUCCCGUACAUGCGAUGCCCGCCUCGGAUCCAUGGGCCAUUGAGACGCCACCAGCCAAAGGGUACACGAUCAAGGCAGUGAAUGGAGUGUUUAAUCUCUUCCGUGACCCGGAAUGCACGCAGAAUCUGGAUUAUCCCUAUCCCAAGUUGCAGCAAUACAUUCAGGAUAUGCAGACUAUGUGUGCCAUGAUCGCCGAUGGACCUCUCAAGUCGUUCUGCUAUCGUAGAUUGAGCUACUUGUACUCCAAAUUCCAGCUUCAUGUUCUCCUCAAUGAGCUGAGAGAGCUUGCCUCGCAGAAGGCAGUUCCCCAUCGAGAUUUUUACAAUAUAAGAAAAGUGGACACUCAUAUUCAUGCCGCUUCGUGUAUGAACCAGAAACAUUUGCUGCGCUUCAUCAAGAAGACCCUGAAGACAAACGCCGACGAGGUUGUGACAGUGACUAAGGGCCAACCGAUGACACUGCAACAGGUGUUCCAGUCAAUGAAUCUGACCACUUAUGAUCUCACCGUGGAUAUGCUGGACGUCCACGCGGAUCGCAACACCUUCCAUCGCUUCGAUAAAUUUAAUGCCAAGUAUAAUCCUAUCGGAGAGUCGCGUCUUCGUGAGGUGUUCCUCAAGACGGACAACUACUUGAAUGGGAAGUACUUUGCGCAGAUCAUCAAGGAAGUGGCUAGUGACUUGGAGGAGUCUAAGUACCAGAAUGCUGAACUCAGACUGUCUAUCUAUGGAAAGUCACGCGAUGAGUGGGAUAAAUUGGCCAAAUGGGCAAUCAAUUCUAAUGUCUACUCGGAUAAUAUUCGCUGGCUAAUCCAGAUUCCGAGGCUCUUUGACAUCUUCAAGACGAACAAAUUGAUGAACUCUUUUCAGGAGUUUAUUGAUAAUAUCUUCGCACCGCUGUUUGAGGUGACUAACAAUCCAGAAGAACAUCCAGAACUACACAAAUUCCUGCAAUACGUCAUUGGCUUUGACUCAGUGGACGAUGAGUCGAAGCCGGAAAAUCCCCUGCUGGAUUAUGACAUCCCAGAGCCUGCACAGUGGACAGAUGAGGAUAAUCCACCUUAUGCUUACUAUCUGUACUACAUGUAUGCCAAUAUGACGGUGCUGAAUCACUUCCGCAAGGAGCAGGGCAUGAACACAUUGGUGUUGAGACCUCACUGUGGAGAGGCAGGACCUGUGCAACACCUGGUUUGUGGCUUCAUUAUGGCGGAGAACAUUUCGCACGGACUACUACUGCGAAAGGUGCCUGUCUUACAAUAUUUGUACUAUUUAGGACAGAUUGGUAUCGCCAUGUCACCCUUGUCGAACAAUUCACUCUUCUUGAACUACCAUCGCAAUCCGUUGCCUGAGUACUUGGCACGUGGACUGUGUGUGUCUCUCAGUACGGACGAUCCGCUGCAGUUCCACUUCACUAAGGAGCCUCUAAUGGAGGAGUACAGCAUUGCGACGCAGGUGUGGAAGCUCAGCUCCUGCGACAUGAGCGAAUUGGCGCGCAAUAGUGUGUUCAUGAGUGGAUUUCCACACAAGAUGAAGCAGCACUGGCUGGGGCCAAAUUAUACACAGGAAGGAGUGGCAGGAAACGAUGUCACACGCACCAACGUGCCAGAUAUUCGUGUCGCCUUCCGCCAUGAGACGCUCUCAGAUGAGUUGAACAACAUCUUCAACACCAUCAAGGGCAAGAGGCAAUAAGCAGGAUCUUCUCCUGGUCAUAUCUCUCUAUAUAUAUAGGACGAGGAGAGAGCAGGAUUUGGUCACUAGUCUUCCUCUUCAGGAGCAUCUCACCUACUCUCCCUCACAUUUAUGUGUUGUGCUACUUGGCUGUUCCCUCAAAUCUCAUGGUAAAGAGUGGCUUAUGCAGCUUCUGGGCAGGACAAAAUUACAUAUAUAUCUAUAUAUCCAAGCACAUUAUGUGAAUUUGUCACAUCUCUUACAUUGAGAGGCAAAUACUACCAUUCACAAGAAGGUGCAAUAAAUCAACCAUUUAAUUGUUACACUGUUUUUAGUAUAUAUUUAAAUAGAUGAUGAGAGUAUCGUUAGUCGUUUACACACCCUGACUUCUAAUAAAGAUGUGAAAAUGA
Molecule: messenger RNA, 3158 nt
Organism: Phlebotomus argentipes
Lineage: Eukaryota; Metazoa; Arthropoda; Insecta; Diptera; Psychodidae
Product: AMP deaminase 2
Exons: 6
Coding region: 508-2769 (753 amino acids)
Biological process (GO): IMP salvage; AMP metabolic process
Cellular component (GO): cytosol
Molecular function (GO): AMP deaminase activity
Source: RefSeq, a predicted model, not a curated record